AUGACGAAUUCAAUAUUUUCGCGGGCUGGACCAUCUACCAAGAUUCCCGGUGUCGCAAUGCAAUCAUAUAAAGUGGAAAAUAAAGCACAGAGUCGUGUUCGCAUAAUGAAGUAUCCUGGAGCAGUUGAAAAACCGCUUUGGGAAUGCAGCGUUUGCUCGAAGAAACUUUCUUCAAAACGCUCAUACACUGAGCAUAUGAACAUCCACAACAAAGCAAGACCAUUUCAAUGCUUAUAUUGCAAUUAUGCUGCAGCAAGUCAAAUGACAUUACAUCGACACAAACUUCGAAACCAUACUCCAAAGACAGAAUGGGGAUAUAGGUGCCCGUAUUGCCCACCGAACGAUCCGUAUGGAUUUUAUAUGGAGCCUGCAGGAUAUCAACAACAUAUUCAGAUUCGACAUUUUGGUUUUUCUGCAACAUUCGGCUGCCCAUUUUCUGAUUGUAAAUUCACUUCGAAAUCACAGCGAUAUUUCCGAGAACACUUGGCGAAACACAAAGGAAAUGAAAGAGUUGCUGGAGGUAUUGAUCCUUUUAUUUUGUCAGAACAAGAACUCGUUCGAUAUAUGCAGAAGUCGAAUAUCUUGACGAAUUAUGAAUCUGACGAUGACGAUGACGGUCCACCCAUUCUCGACCGACAACAGGAUGAUGGGAUGGUAUUACCGGAUACUGACUGGGUUGAAUCUGAAAUUGAAAUUAGCACGAAUAUUCCUCGAUUUCCGAACGGAUUCUUCGAAGAAGAGCUUGACUAA
Molecule: messenger RNA, 750 nt
Organism: Caenorhabditis bovis
Lineage: Eukaryota; Metazoa; Nematoda; Chromadorea; Rhabditida; Rhabditidae
Source: the annotation of a GenBank genome assembly